AUGCGGCAGGACCAAUGCCAGCAGGCGCAGAGUAAUGGCAGAUAGCGUCAGUGCAAAACUGCGGAUCAUCCAGGCUUGAUGCGCCCUGAAAUCUUUUUUGAUGGCUUUGACCAGGGCCAGCGCCGUAAAACCGAUCCAUAGCAAAGAUAAUAAGACAAAGCUGGUUUUGGAAACGACGGUCCCAUUGGCAUAAAAGGCCAUGAUGAGCCCGGAAGGCCCUGCGAGGCAGAUUACAUCAAGCACAUAUACAUAGCCCAUCGCCCGGUGUACACCUUUGUGUUUAUGCAACAGGUAACCGGAGAAUUGCGUCAGUCCUGCGAUCAGUGA
Stylonychia lemnae is the source of this 327-nucleotide messenger RNA. Lineage: Eukaryota; Ciliophora; Spirotrichea; Sporadotrichida; Oxytrichidae. The record is from the annotation of a GenBank genome assembly.